GAUGGUGAGAAAGGUAGUAUCAAUGAAUUUGGACUUCCUCCGAACAUAAUUUGCAAACAACUUAUCUCUAUUAACAAUAGCUGGAAAUAACUAUCAGAAAGGAUCUUGCCAUGGACUUUAAGCCUGGAAAGAAGCAUCCCAGGAGCAAAUGCCAUUUGGUUGACCAGCUUUAAAAAACAUUUUCCUGUUGGAGUUCCAUCCUUCCCUCUGCCUGGCCUCCCUCAUCCCUACAGCUCUACAGUACCUCUUCAGGGAGUUUUGCCACAUCUACAGGCCCCACACAGCUCACAACAUCACCAUUCUGGAGAAAAAGGUUCUCCAGCUGGCUCUGGACACAUGGCAGUCUGUGAGAAAGCCUGAGUCUCUCUACAAUGCCCAGCUUCAGAAGGAUGUAGGUUGACCUCAGAAGUGGACUCCAGGGCUGUACAAGAUAUUUACCCAAGAGAGGGGUUUUGAUGAAUUCCAUCUGUUCUUGAGGCCAGUCUACUUUGAAUUCGCAUCACAUAAGGAGAAGGCAGACCAGCCACCUCCAGUGUUCAUUACAGCUCUGCUGGAAGAUAAUAGUCGAGUAGACAGAUAUGCUCCCUCUACACUUCAAUUGGCCAUCUCUGAGGUGGAUGAUAAUCAUAUUGGAAAAUUUAGUUUUCACAAAAAGGAAAGCAUUUUUCAGCUCUCGUUCUGUUCAGGAGUGGAAGACAUGCAAGUGACUGUGGCUUGCUAGACUGCUCAGAAAAAUGCUCUGAUGGUUACUGUCCAGCAGGCCGUAUUCUGCCACAGCCCACAGUUGAUCUACCCCAUGGACAGACAGGAGGGAAGUUCUCAUCUGAGGAGCCAUGAUGGGGCAGAUUCAACCCAUGGAAGUGGCAGCACUGGGAAUGACAGAGAAAGUGCAUCAUUGGUCACAGCCCCCAAAGUCUCAGGUUUACUCAUCCACCCUUCCCCAGGAGCCCAGCCUACCAAAAGGACUCCAGAGGCUUUUGUGUCUAUUCAAUUGGAAAAGCUGGGACUAUGUGACAUGAUGCUGAAUACCUUCCUCCAAAAGAAGGAGAUCAUGGGCAAGCGAGAGAAGAUGGCUGCUGAAUCAUUGCAUGUUCUAGUACUCUCUCCGGGGGCAGAUCAUUGCCUACUGCAACAGCCUGAGAGCCUUGUUGGAGGACUCCCCUACUAACAGCAAAACCUUCUUCAUGAUUGGGCAGCCACAAGAAAGAAAGAGAGAGAAGGAGUCCAAGGAAGGGGUCCAGGCUGACCCCCUGAGUUUUCAACCCUGGCCACGAUGCUUGCUGUCUUCUGAUGGAAGAACCUUUCUUAAUUUAUGGUUCAUACCCCAUCACUUGGAGGUACUGAUCAUGUUCAAAACUCUCCCAGAAAAGGAUGCCGUUAGGGCCCUGAAGCUCACUCUGAGGAUUAUCGCGCCCUUGCACGACAUAGUCGCCUAUCUCUUCAGCUUUGCUAAACUUGGAAGUGGCAAGGAACAUUUUGAUUUUCCUCUAAGUCCCAAACCUCUAAAAGCUGACUGGGGAGGAAUUGAAGGCAUUGGGGCUGAACUUAGAGAUGUGCAGAGAAUGAUUGACAGCCUUCAGAACCCCCAGGAUUCUAAUCAAGUGGCCCAGUCACUAAUGAUCCGGAGAGAAGUUAUGUUUCUACAGUUUGAUGCAGCCGUGAGACACCUCAUCCAAGGAACAUUUUUGCUUGCUGGAAACAUUUCUGCCUCCCAAGCUGUCACAGAUUCCUUGUUCCACGGAUUACAACCAAUGAGCAACAAUCUUGUAAAGUCCGUGUUUGCUUUGCAACUCUGUCUUCCUCAGCCACUUGAUCCACAGAGCCACCAGGCAUUCAUGCUGUUUCCUUGGAGGGCAUUCCUAGCAGUUGGAGGCCCAUUUCCAAUUAUCCUCAGCAGCCCAGACCCCCUAGAAUACAAUAUGCAGUUAUGCCUGUGUGGACUGAAUGAUCAUGACCGAAAAGUGGCGCAUGGGGAGCUGGUGUCUGUGCAGUUACAGAUGGAGGAUGUGCUCCUGACAUCCAAAGUGAACAAAAUGGCUGAAUUAAAUGGAAGUCAAUCCUGGGGCAGCCCAAAGACCAUCAGAACACUUGAGAAGCAGCGGGACCCACUGACAGCCUAUGCUUUCCUGAGAUCUUUUCUCAUUAUCUGGAAGCAGCUCAAAGUGCUAAAGGAGGGAUGGGGCCAGCUCAGACUGAGGGUGGCAGACAUCAACACAGUUGCUCUGUUUCAACAGUUUUUGGAGCUCUAUGGAGCUACUAUUCUUUACCCUACCAUGAAAACCAUUGCCAGACAGAUGGGUAAAGAAGACGAAUUCGAAGGACUUAUAAUAAGUUGUCGAUCUAUACUUCCUCCGAAAGGAGCUUCAGAAGUUGAAAUCAAAACCCGCCAGCUUCAAAAACUUCUGGAAAAAUUUGAAAGUCAUAUGAUCCAUGAGGUGCUAAGAAAAGUUAAAAAGGAAAUAACCUUAGUUAUGUCAGAAAAGGCUAAAGAAGACUGUGUCCUCCCUACAGAGCUCUGGAAACACCAAGUUAUGAAAGAAAAUGUGUCCAUUGUAAGGCCACAAAUAGUUGAAAUUUUUAUACAGUGGUUAAUGGAAAGUUACCAAGAUGCAGGACCAAGAAUCACUUUCAAGAAAGACCACUUAGAGACUUGCCUCCUUUCCCUGGGUUGUGAUGUGAUGGCCAGAGAAUGCAGCACCUUUGAGACCUAUUCCACGUCUUAUGAAAAUCUGCUGCAGCAGGCCAAUGAGAUGCUCUACCAGAAGGAACCAGUAUAUUCAUGGGACUGGAAGGGCCGUGUCUUCGGAGGAGGCUUGAAGAAGGGUACCACAUAUUACUGUGUAGUCUUGCAAGUGGAACAUGAAGAGGUAGCAGGGCUGGUGCAGGAUAUGAUCUUGGAAAUCACUGCUCUCAGAGCCAGACUCAUGGAUCUAGAAGAUGAGAGUCUCCUCCUCAAGGAAAAGAUAAGAAAAGAAGUCCAAGAGGAAUAGGAAGCCUUAGUUCGAGCCUUAUUUGCGACCUGUUUACAUAUCUAAGAGAAAUUGGAUGAGCAUCAGCUUAAAAUGAGCUGGAAAGUGUGUGAUCUCAUCAGUGAAGUGAGAAAAGAAGGGGUUGACAGUAUGAUUGAUUUGAAGAAAAAAAUUGGCUUCAGCAAAGUUGCUAAUGGAUUGAAAGAAAACUUAGCCAAAGAGUAGAUUCAGGCCCUACAGGAGGAAAACAGGUGACUGGAGGAGCUGGUGUGCAAGGUGAAGACCAUAAGCCACUGGAAACUAACUGUACAACAGCAGCAGCUCCAGAGACAGCUAAGAAAUGCAGAGAAGGAAGGUACGCAAAGCAAAAAAAAAUAUUUACGAAUCAAGAUAAUGGCAGAACACAAGAGCAUUUUACUACAACAACAAUUACUGGCUUUAAGGAAGGCUCUGGCCAGAUCUCAAGCAGAGAAUGUGAAGAUGGAGAAGCAGCUUGACAAGCAGAAACAGAUGUUGAAAGAAUUUGAAUACAAAAUGACCCAUGAAAAUCUAAAUAGGCAGCAGUUGGAUGUGAUGAAAACAUCCAGCAUGGAGAAAUUCUUGGAAGACAUAGAGAAGAAAGAACAAAGGCCCUAUCUUCUCACUGAGGAAGUAGAAAGGUCUUCUAAGAUGGGCCAACUCCAACAAAAGAAAAUUAAGAAAGAAAUCCAACAGAUAAGCCAACUUGCCCAAGAAAGAAGUUUAAAGUUGGAUGCAUUCCAGCGAGUGAAUGAAUUGCAAAGUCAGCUUUAUGAUAUAGAAAGUGCAUCAAUCCAAAUAAACUCACUGGGAGGUCUUACAUCAUGGGCUAACUAUACUCGAAGUUCUGUCUCUACUCCAUGCAGAUAUUCCCAGCAAUACCUUUUAAAGUCAGAUCCUAAAAGCAGUGAAAUAAAAAGGAUUCAAAGGCCAAGGACUGUGCCCAUGAAAUGCAGGAGAGGAGAAUCUUGCUUACCCAACGUGACUGAUAAUGUUCAGCCAGCAGCUUUUCGAAUUCCUACUGCUCAGCAACCCACAUCCCUGCUCAGGCCUACACACUGGUAGUCACAGCUGUUCUUUUCAAGUUUUUCUAAAAGGAACUAACUACUCCCCUGCUUCAAAGUUAUUGAAUAAAAAUGGCUAUUAAAACAUUACUAUAUUAAACUCUUCAACUGUGUUCGGUACUGCUGUUGGAACCACUGUUAUAAAAUAGCAAAUUAUUUAAAAUACUGCAGCCUACAAGCAUGCAACAAAAAAAUAUUUGGCACCAUUUAAGAUACGGUGAAGUUACUUCUGCCAAAACUGGAGACAGGCAUACCCAACCUAUCAACUGCCAUUAACAGAGCUGCUAAAAACAGGUAUCAAUCAAGAGAUGCAUUACAGGCAACAAUGAGUUCUAUAGGAACAAUGUUUAUGAACACCUAAGCAACAUGGCCAUAGGGCAGAGACUACUGGGAUAGUUAACUCGACCUUGCAGAAAAUGCUAUUUGUCCCCUGGGUUCUGGGAACUUUAAUUAGCUCAUUAACAAUGACUCAGAAGUUUGGAAAAUUUCUAGAAAUGAAAAAGACUUGCAGCAGAGUCUAAGUGAAAGGUGAAAAUACCAACUUGGUAAGUGUAUAGCUCUUGAUCUACUGUAACAAGCAUUUGGUACAAAGCAUUUACUACAUUUACUUCAACAAGUGCCACCUCCUUGGCUCAUCUGUUUCUUCCAAAGACUGGUAGAGUACAAGCCUACCAUUGUUACCUGUGACUCUACUAGGUACAGCACUCCAAAAAUAUCUUCCUCCCCGCAAAAACCUGUACCGAAGCCAUUUCAUCUACAAAACCACCUUCGGAAUCCUGUGUUUUAAAGAAUCUCAUUUCUUUAGGGAUGUAAAAGCAGAUCUGUACAAUAUUAGGAAAACUGGCUGUAACCAAGAUCAGUUGGAAAUUCAAAUUCAGUGUUUCAAAGGUAAAUGAAUCCUUAUCCAAAAAUUUCAGGCAUAUAGUCUCUUUUCUUAAACAGGGGAUCCUUAACCAAAGUCAGUUUCUUUUUUUUUCUCUGAGUUCUUUGACUGAAGUUGGACCAUUUUCAUUUUUUUAACAGAAAAUUGGCUUAAAUGAAAUUAAUAGCUUAGUUUCCUCCAAAAGGGAGAGAAAAACUGUUAAUUUUCAGAUGUCAAGUCUACAACAAGGACUAAUAUGUCCUGCUGCUUUUAUAUCCACAGCAACAAUUCUCCAAAAUGGACCAAUUUCACUUUCAAAUCUUACCCUCACUGAAAUGGCCCUGGUAAAAGUAGCUGUUACAUUCAGUCUGAAAUUUAAUAUUUGUAUGCCCAAACAGCAAAAUCAUUCUUGGAAAUCCUUAUCUUGUGAUCCUCUAAUUACAGAGCAAUAGUUUCCCAGAGAAUGUUUCACCUUCCUUGAUUAAAGUCAAUAGGAGGGUUUUAGUAUUAGUGAAAAACAGUUUUAGUUGUGGUGUACAACUCAUCUAAAAGCCAAAAAUGGAAAUCACAUAAGCACUUAAUACCAUGUCAGGGACCUGUGAUGUCAAUGGCACUUGAACUCUCAAUGUUUUGUCUAUAACUGAAAAGCUACCUGAGGCUCAGACAGGUUAAGUAUAGUCAACCAGAUCUGAACCCAGGUCUUUCUGACAUCUAGCACUCUUCUUGUCAUUCCAUUCUGCCUGUCUUUAAUUCCACAAUCAAAUCAUAAAAGCCAAUUAAUUCAACAUGUGAAUUUAUUUUAAGUCAGUUUGGUCGUGAUUACAGAUUGAUUUAGCAUUGUCUUCACCAAAAACAUAAAAUGAAAUUCAAAAUACAGCAAUCUGCCUAUGCAACAAACAA
Messenger RNA from Phascolarctos cinereus (koala), 5813 nucleotides. Lineage: Eukaryota; Metazoa; Chordata; Mammalia; Diprotodontia; Phascolarctidae. The record is from RefSeq and is a predicted model, not a curated record.